CCUGCGGUGGGGGCUGUCCAGCUGCAGGAGGCAGCUGGCAGAGCGGGUGGGAGGGUUGGGUGGCUGCUUUCACUUUAGGAGUCUCAGCUCUGAGUGAGAGUGUCCCUGUUGCCGGAGGACCACUGCGGGCUGGGCGCAGGGCCCCCGCCUCUCCCUCUCCACGCGACCCCGCAGCCGCGGUGGCAGCGGCGGCAGAGCCUCGCCCACUCCAAUCCCCACCCUCUCCGUCCUUAGCCAUUUAAGAACGGCAGCGCCUGGCACGUUCUUGGAGGACCCGGGCGCAGAAGAGGAAAGGGAGCAGGCGCAGGGGGAGGGCUGGGAAGGCAGCAUGCGCCCGCCAGGAGCAACCUCGGCGCCCAGGGUCUGAGGCUGCAGCCCCAGUUCGCCAUUGUGAGCCGCCACCGGGGGAACCCGCUGGUGCAGCUGUCCCCCAGGGUCCCCGUCCGCGCAGCGAUGGGGCACCUGCCCACGGGGUCGCGCGGCGGCCGCCGUCUCCUGCCUCUGCUCUGGCUCUUUGUGCUGCUCAAGAAUGCCUCAACUUUCCAUGUAACUGUCCGAGAUGAUAACAACAUCGUCGUCUCCUUAGAAGCUUCAGAUAUUGUCAGCCCAGCAUCGGUGUAUGUUGUGAAGAUAACGGGUGAAUCCAAAAAUUAUUUCUUCGAAUUUGAGGAAUUCAACAGCACUUUGCCUCCUCCUGUCGUCUUCAAGGCCAAUUAUCAUGGCCUUUAUUAUAUAAUCACUCUGGUCGUGGUAAAUGGAAACGUGGUGUCCAAGCCAUCCAGAUCCAUCACUGUGUUAACAAAACCUCUACCUGUAACCAGCGUUUCAAUAUACGACUAUAAACCUUCUCCUGAAACAGGAGUCCUGUUUGAAAUCCAUUAUCCAGAAAAAUAUAACGUUUUCACGAGAGUAAACAUAAGCUACUGGGAAGGGAAAGACUUCCGGACGAUGCUAUAUAAAGAUUUCUUUAAGGGAAAAACAGUAUUUAAUCACUGGCUGCCAGGAAUAUGUUAUAGUAAUAUCACUUUUCAGCUGGUAUCUGAGGCAACUUUUAAUAAAAGUACCCUUGUGGAGUACAGCGGUGUCAGUCAUGAACCCAAACAGCAUAGAACUGCACCUUAUCCACCUCAAAAUAUUUCUGUUCGUAUUGUAAACUUGAACAAAAACAACUGGGAAGAACAGAGCGGCAGUUUUCCAGAAGAAUCAUUCAUGAGAUCCCAAGACACAAUCGGAAAAGACAAGGUCUUUCAUUUUACGGAAGAAACUUCUGAAAUUCCUUCUGGCAACAUUUCUUCUGGUUGGCCUGAUUUUAACAGCAGUGACUACGAAACUACAUCUCAGCCACAUUGGUGGGACAGUGCGUCUGCAACUCCUGAAAGUGAAGAUGAAUUUGUCAGCAUACUUCCCAUGGAAUAUGAAAACAACAGUACACUCAGUGAGACUGAGAAGUCAGCAUCAGGCUCUUUCUCCUUUUUCCCUGUGCAAAUGAUACUGAGCUGGUUACCACCAAAGCCACCCACUGCCUUUGAUGGGUUCCAUAUUCGUAUUGAAAGAGAAGAAAACUUUACUGAAUAUUUGACAGUGGAUGAAGAAGCGCAUGAAUUUGUUGCAGAACUGAAGGAGCCCGGGAAAUACAAGUUAUCUGUGACAACCUUUAGUUCUUCAGGAGCCUGUGAAACUCGAAAAAGCCAGUCAGCAAAAUCACUCAGCUUUUAUAUCAGUCCUUCAGGAGACUGGAUCGAAGAGCUGACGGAGAAGCCCCAGCAUGUGAGCGUCCAUGUUUUGAGCUCAACCACUGCCUUGAUGUCCUGGACGUCUUCCCAGGAGAACUACAACAGCACCAUUGUGUCUGUGGUGUCACUCACCUGCCAGAAGCAAAAGGAGAGCCAGAGGCUUGAAAAGCAGUACUGCACUCAGGUGAACUCAACCAAACCUAUUAUUGAAAAUCUGGUUCCUGGUGCCCAGUAUCAGGUUGUGAUGUACCUAAGGAAAGGCCCUUUGAUUGGACCACCUUCAGAUCCUGUGACAUUUGCCAUUGUUCCCACCGGAAUAAAGGAUUUGAUGCUCUAUCCCUUGGGUCCUACAGCAGUGGUUCUGAGCUGGACCAGACCUUACUUAGGAGUGUUUAGAAAAUACGUGGUUGAGAUGUUUUAUUUCAACCCUGCAACAAUGACAUCAGAGUGGACAACCUACUAUGAAAUCGCAGCGACGGUCUCCUUGACUGCAUCUGUGAGAAUAGCUAAUCUGUUGCCAGCAUGGUACUACAACUUCCGGGUUACCAUGGUGACAUGGGGAGAUCCAGAAUUGAGCUGUUGUGACAGCUCAACCAUCAGCUUCAUAACAGCCCCAGUGGCUCCAGAAAUCACUUCUGUGGAAUAUUUCAACAGUCUGUUAUAUAUCAGUUGGACAUAUGGAGAUGACACAACUGACCUGUCCCAUUCUAGAAUGCUACACUGGAUGGUUGUUGCAGAAGGAAAGAAGAAAAUUAAAAAGAGUGUAACACGCAAUGUCAUGACCGCGAUUCUCAGCUUGCCUCCAGGAGACAUCUACAAUCUCUCAGUAACUGCUUGUACUGAAAGAGGAAGUAAUACCUCCAUGCUCCGCCUUGUCAAGCUAGAACCAGCUCCUCCCAAAUCACUUUUCGCAGUGAACAAAACCCAGACUUCAGUGACUUUGCUGUGGGUGGAAGAGGGAGUAGCUGAUUUCUUCGAAGUUUUUUGUCAACAAGUUGGCUCUAGUCGAGAAACGAAACUCCAGGAACCGAUUGCUGUUUCUUCUCAUGUUGUGACCAUCUCCAGUCUCCUUCCUGCCACUGCCUACAACUGCAGCGUCACCAGCUUUAGCCAUGACAGCCCCAGCGUUCCCACGUUCAUAGCCGUCUCGACAAUGGUUACAGAGAUGAAUCCCAAUGUGGUAGUGAUAUCUGUGCUGGCCAUCCUGAGCACACUCUUAAUUGGACUGCUGCUUGUUACUCUCAUUAUUCUCAGGAAAAAGCAUCUGCAGAUGGCUAGGGAGUGCGGAGCAGGUACUUUUGUCAAUUUUGCAUCCUUAGAGAGGGAUGGGAAGCUUCCAUACAACUGGCGUAGGAGUAUAUUUGCUUUCUUAACCCUGCUACCCUCAUGUCUUUGGACUGAUUAUCUUUUGGCAUUUUAUAUUAAUCCUUGGAGCAAAAAUGGUUUAAAGAAGAGGAAACUGACGAACCCGGUUCAACUGGACGACUUUGAUGCCUACAUUAAGGAUAUGGCCAAAGACUCUGACUAUAAAUUUUCUCUUCAGUUUGAGGAACUGAAAUUGAUUGGACUGGAUAUUCCACACUUUGCUGCAGAUCUUCCACUGAAUCGAUGUAAAAACCGUUACACAAACAUCCUACCAUAUGACUUUAGCCGUGUCAGAUUAGUCUCCAUGAAUGAAGAGGAAGGUGCGGACUACAUCAAUGCCAACUACAUUCCUGGCUACAACUCACCCCAAGAAUACAUUGCCACCCAGGGCCCGCUGCCCGAAACCAGGAAUGACUUCUGGAAGAUGGUCCUACAACAAAAGUCUCACAUUAUUGUUAUGCUCACUCAGUGUAAUGAGAAAAGGAGGGUGAAAUGUGACCAUUACUGGCCAUUCACGGAGGAACCUAUAGCUUAUGGAGACAUCACGGUAGAGAUGGUCUCAGAGGAAGAGCAGGACGACUGGGCCUGUCGACACUUCCGGAUCAACUACGCUGAUGAAAUGCAGGAUGUGAUGCAUUUUAACUACACUGCAUGGCCUGAUCACGGCGUGCCCACAGCCAACGCUGCAGAAAGUAUCCUGCAGUUUGUACACAUGGUCCGACAGCAAGCUACCAAGAGCAAAGGUCCCAUGAUCAUUCACUGCAGCGCCGGAGUGGGGCGGACGGGCACAUUCAUUGCCCUGGACAGGCUCCUGCAGCACAUCCGGGACCAUGAGUUUGUGGACAUCUUAGGGCUGGUGUCAGAAAUGAGGUCCUACCGGAUGUCAAUGGUACAGACAGAGGAGCAGUACAUUUUUAUCCAUCAGUGUGUGCAACUAAUGUGGAUGAAGAAGAAGCAGCAGUUCUGCAUCAGUGAUGUCAUAUAUGAGAAUGUCACCAAGUCCUAGUUCAGAAUCUGGAACAGACAGGACAGGAUGUGCACCCAUCCUCCUUUGCUUCCAGAUUUUUGGAGGGAGGGGGGCCUGCUAGUCAUUUUGCUAAAAAGAGCCCUUCCUUUGUAGUAUGUGGCCAAGGAGAUAAUUUAUCUCGCAGAAGCACUGGGAAGACUUAGCCUUAAAGAGCCUACAGUGUCUUUUGGACUCUUUCACUUCGGGACAUUUCAUAAUGGACCAAAUUCAACAGAACACCAGAAAGGUCAAGACGCUCUGCAAAGGGCAGGAAGUACAGCACUUCCGAAGAGUUUAGUUGGCCCUUCGCUCAUUGGGCUGAGUUAUUUUGCUUUUGGUUUUUUUAAGUGCAAUAAUUUUUGUAUGUGUGUGGUUUUUAUCAGAAAGUUGAAUGGUCUUCUGCUCACACUAUUGAUCAACCCCAUAGCCCAGGAAGGAACAGGCAUUGUUAGCAUCAGAUUAUACCUCAUUAUUAAAAAGAGGCAUGGCCACACAUGAAGAAAUGGUCAUUCUACUUCAACUGAACCAGCACUACCUGUACUCUAACAUUAUUGGAUCAGGCGUGGGGAGUGUGGAUGGGGAAGAGAAGGGUUGUACCCACAGAUCAACUGUGUAUCGUUUCUUAUCCCAAAUAUGAAAAGCUGUAAUUCAACUUCAAAGUAGAGUAGGAAAAAAAAAUAUUUGUCUUAAUUGUUCUAGUUCUUGAUGGUUUUCUUCCUUAUUAACAGUUAGUUGGGUGUUUCUUCCUUGGCCCUUUUGGACUAAUGUCAUUGUCCAUGUUCUUUUUCAAGAAACCAGAUCUGUUUCAGAAGAAUUUCAUGUCUGACUCUUUAAACUCUGUUGCUGUCUGAGCAAUCUUGGUGCCUAGACUUUGCAUUCCUUUUUCUGUUGACCUGCAUAUAUGUGAGAGCUAUUUCUUUGAGAACUACAGGCUGUGAAAAACGCACUUUCUUUCCCCUAACGAGCUGGGAGUUUAUGAAGUUAUAGCAACGAACUGCAGCAUGCUAGAACAAUUAUUUGGCUACAUUUUCUUUUGUAAUAUUGUCAAGCCUCUCUGUGGAUUAUGGCAGAGAUUCCGUUUCGUUUUGUUUCCUUUUUGGUUGUCAGUUUCACUUUAACCAGUGUAACGAGUAACAUUUUAUUCUUUGGAUUUUUGUAUAAUUGCAGUACAUGCUUGUGUAUUGUGUGACACGAAUGCUGUCAAAAUGGACAUUGAUGGCAUCGGUGGAGUCUGUUACUUUGUGUCACUUCCUGAGAAAUAAGAGGUGAUGGUAUGGAUAUACAAAGGAAAACACUCGGAGUUGAAAGUAAACACAAGCUGGCUGCUUCGCUGUGGCAAUGUGGCUAUUGUGACGCUUCCUGUGUGUGCUUCCAGAAGGUUCCGUGCACCUGAUCACUGUCCCUUCCCCUGGCUUCCCUCCGAUCCUGAUCAUCUUCCUGAAGCCUUGCAUAUAGGAUCAGCUUAAUAUUUUAUCAGUGACCUCAGAGGGGGUGAAGGAUGCCAAAUGAACAGCUCCGCACCCCACCGUCUCUUGUCACUGAGAAGGCCUGGCCACAGCAGACCUUGGCAAAGUUCCUUUGCGGGAUCUGGCCAGUGAGUCUCUGUUUCACCUUGCAGGGUGAGUGGCAGAGGAAGUCCACACCCUGCAGGUUAACAGCUCGGGCUCCUCAGGCAUUGUCAGUUUUUACCCACCUCCCUUCCUCCCCUUCUUAUGUCCUGGCUACCACCUCCUCUUCUCACCCUCACUCCUUUAUUUCCCUUCUUGGACAUUUUAGUAAUGCAUCGUGCCAUCCUCAGGAACAAACAUGGUUCACAAAAGGAGACAAACGGAUGUAUGACAUUCCUAGAUGUUCACACAUGGACAGUCAGGAGGGAAUUGUGCAACCGCGGAAGAGUCAGUGGGUGAAAGCUGAACUACAUUUCCAACUCAGCCACCCAGAAGCACACUACAGUUCCGUAGCCUGGAACAGUACUUCCCAUGAAACAAAGCCCUUCAUAAAUAUUUCAUGUUUUUCUUUAGCACCCCUCCUAGGUAGGGAUCAGAUAGUGCCAGAUCAAUUUUCCCAAAAGGAAAGAUGAAGUAUCCAGAGUUUAGACUGAUGACUAAGAAUUGAGACUACAGAAAGGUUACACCAAAGUACUUUACCAGAUCAUUCCCUCAGGCGUCUGUUCAUUGCAACACCAGUGCUCCUCAGCUGGAGAGCUUAUGGUGAGAAAGGCAUCCAUCUGUAUCAAAAGACCUGGGCGUUGAUCCUGAAAAUCACUUCAGAACUUCUCUCUGCUGAGUCUGAGUUAAUAAACUAUAGAAUGAUCUAAUAAUAACUCUGUAAUUUGCAGACAGGAAGAAUAUCAGAUAUGAUAAUUCACCCAAAGGUGUUCUGUAUCUUGUCUUCUCAUGUACCCUAAGAUUACUCUAACCAGAUGUUUCUACCAUAGGACACACCUUUAAGCAUUGAGAAGGGAAGCUUCCAGAGCCUCUGCAUCAUAAUUAAGAUUUUUUUU
Microcebus murinus (gray mouse lemur) is the source of this 6607-nucleotide messenger RNA. It is a transcript of the gene PTPRO, whose product is annotated as protein tyrosine phosphatase receptor type O. The record is from RefSeq and is a predicted model, not a curated record. NCBI's taxonomy places the organism in Eukaryota, Metazoa, Chordata, Mammalia, Primates, Cheirogaleidae. Gene Ontology annotation, molecular function: protein tyrosine phosphatase activity; cadherin binding; Wnt-protein binding. Gene Ontology annotation, cellular component: GABA-ergic synapse; plasma membrane; glutamatergic synapse. Gene Ontology annotation, biological process: regulation of glomerular filtration; peptidyl-tyrosine dephosphorylation involved in inactivation of protein kinase activity; negative regulation of canonical Wnt signaling pathway.